Messenger RNA from Necator americanus (New World hookworm), 426 nucleotides. RefSeq lists its product as uncharacterized. The coding region runs from base 1 to 426 and encodes 141 amino acids. Lineage: Eukaryota; Metazoa; Nematoda; Chromadorea; Rhabditida; Ancylostomatidae. The transcript has a single exon. The record is from RefSeq and is a predicted model, not a curated record.
AUGCACAUAUGUGCUACUUCAACACGAAUCGACAUUAAUGAUGGCCAGGUGCAAACUUCCGUCAAUACGAUUGAAGACAACCAUCUUAAACUCGAAGUGAACGCAUUCGGAGUAGGAGCCAGAGUUGCACAAUUAAUUUCCACUAACACAAGCAAUAAAUACUCAACUACCAGACUCGCUGAAGCGGUAUCUUCAUAUUCUCGGAUUCUCAGAUACCGCUGGGGCGGUAUACACAACCGACAACUCGAAAGACUAGCGGAUAAUCGUCUGAAGGAGAUCCGGAACAUCAUAGGAGCACUACGUUCGGAAGACGUGACAGUCGAAUUCCGCUAUGUCCCGACCACAGAAAAUCCAGCCAAUGCUGGUACUCGAGGAUUGACCAAGAGUUCCAGGAUAAUCCAGGACAAAUCUAAAUUUCUACGUUAG